AUGUCGUUGGCUCGUGCCUAUUUGGGAAUGCAAUGCUUCUGGGGAGAGUCUGCGUUUGCCAAGAUGAACGCCUAUUGCGCUGGAUACACAGACUUCUCUGAGUUGGAGGAGCUUAAGAAACAACAUGGGCUCAGCGACAGCCUGGUGGAGCGGAUGGAUUGCGGCCAUAACGCUGGGACGCUGAAGGGAGGCCGACGAUGCUACAAGCAGUUGGGGGAGAUCUACGAAGCCGCCGGAAGGCCUCGGGAUCCGCGCCGGAUAGUCAGCAGCCGCCCGUGCUGCGGACCAGCCAAAAACCGAGAGCCAGAAGAUGAGGUGCAUUUCUCGCGACUGACAACACCAACGUCGGACUCGCCACCUCUUCGGCAUAUGCUAUGA
Messenger RNA from Ostertagia ostertagi, 378 nucleotides. The record is from the annotation of a GenBank genome assembly. NCBI's taxonomy places the organism in Eukaryota, Metazoa, Nematoda, Chromadorea, Rhabditida, Trichostrongylidae.